This is a messenger RNA of Mus musculus (house mouse), 9749 nucleotides long. It is a transcript of the gene Vcpip1, whose product is annotated as valosin containing protein (p97)/p47 complex interacting protein 1. Gene Ontology annotation, molecular function: cysteine-type deubiquitinase activity. The record is from RefSeq and is marked reviewed. NCBI's taxonomy places the organism in Eukaryota, Metazoa, Chordata, Mammalia, Rodentia, Muridae. Bases 227 to 3889 code for a protein of 1220 amino acids. The transcript is spliced from 3 exons. Gene Ontology annotation, cellular component: Golgi stack; nucleus; cytoplasm. Gene Ontology annotation, biological process: protein ubiquitination.
UGCGGGGUGGGGUGGUGGCCGUUACGUUCGGGGCAACGGCUAAGGCAGUGGAGAAGUGAGAAGAGAAACAACGUCCGGCGCUUCCGCCUUCGCCUAGGAGGAGGAGGAACUGGUAGGAAAAGGAAAGCCAUUCGCCCUGGGCCUGGACUAGACCUCGUCGGGCCGGCGGAGGUCUGGCUAUGUGCCUUUGAGGGUCGCUUGGGACGCCGAGCGAGAGCCGAGAGCGAUGUCUCAGCCGCCGCCGCCUCCUCCGCUGCCGCCGCCGCCGCCUCCCCCUGAGGCUCCGCAGACUUCGUCGUCUCUGGCGGCGGCGGCUUCUCCGGGGGGCCUUUCGAAACGAAGGGACCGAAGAAUCCUUUCCGGGAGUUGCCCGGAUCCCAAGUGCCAGGCGCGCCUCUUCUUCCCGGCCUCGGGUUCUGUCAGCAUCGAGUGUACCGAGUGCGGACAGCGGCACGAGCAGCAACAGCUGCUGGGAGUGGAGGAGGUGACCGACCCGGACGUAGUGCUGCACAAUCUGCUGCGGAACGCGCUACUCGGAGUGACGGGGGCUCCCAAGAAGAACACGGAACUGGUAAAGGUGAUGGGCCUCUCCAACUACCACUGCAAAUUAUUGUCGCCAAUAUUGGCACGCUAUGGAAUGGACAAACAAACGGGCCGGGCCAAGCUUCUCCGGGACAUGAACCAAGGCGAACUGUUCGAUUGCGCGUUACUUGGUGACCGGGCCUUCCUCAUCGAACCAGAGCACGUCAACACAGUGGGCUAUGGCAAGGACCGCUCCGGAAGCCUCCUGUAUUUGCACGACACGCUCGAGGAUAUCAAACGGGCUAAUAAAAGUCAAGAAUGCCUCAUCCCAGUGCAUGUGGAUGGGGAUGGACACUGCCUAGUGCAUGCUGUGUCUAGGGCUCUAGUAGGCCGAGAGCUCUUCUGGCAUGCUCUGAGGGAGAAUCUUAAGCAGCACUUUCAGCAGCACCUAGCCCGAUAUCAAGCCCUGUUUCAUGACUUUAUUGAUGCUGCCGAGUGGGAGGACAUUAUCAAUGAAUGUGACCCUCUGUUUGUGCCACCUGAAGGUGUCCCCUUAGGCCUGAGGAAUAUCCACAUAUUCGGCCUUGCCAAUGUGUUACAUCGUCCCAUAAUUCUUUUAGAUUCCCUCAGCGGCAUGAGAAGCUCUGGUGAUUAUUCAGCCACCUUUCUACCUGGCCUCAUACCUGCAGAGAAAUGCACUGGGAGAGAUGGUCAUUUGAACAAGCCAAUCUGUAUUGCGUGGAGUAGCUCUGGUAGAAACCAUUAUAUUCCCUUGGUAGGCAUAAAGGGGGCUGCCCUGCCCAAACUACCCAUGAAUUUGUUACCUAAAGCAUGGGGUGUGCCUCAGGACCUUAUUAAAAAGUACAUCAAGCUUGAGGAGGAUGGUGGCUGUGUUAUUGGAGGAGACAGAAGUUUGCAGGAUAAGUACUUACUUAGGCUGGUUGCUGCUAUGGAAGAAGUCUUUAUGGACAAACAUGGUAUCCAUCCUAGUUUGGUUGCUGAUGUACAUCAGUAUUUCUACAGAAGGACUGGGGUGAUAGGAGUUCAGCCUGAGGAAGUUACAGCAGCUGCUAAAAAGGCAGUAAUGGACAAUCGCCUUCACAAGUGUUUGCUUUGUGGUGCCCUUUCUGAACUUCAUGUCCCUUCUGAGUGGUUGGCUCCAGGAGGGAAACUGUAUAACUUGGCAAAAAGUACUCAUGGGCAGUUGAGGCCUGACAAAAAUUACAGCUUUCCCUUAAACAAUUUGGUUUGUUCAUAUGAUCCAGUAAAAGAUGUUCUGCUACCAGACUAUGGAUUGAGUAAUCUAACAGCUUGUAAUUGGUGCCAUGGCUCAUCUGUGCGAAGAGUCAGAGGAGAUGGCUCUAUUGUGUAUUUGGAUGGAGACAGAACUAAUUCUAGGUCUACUGGUGGCAAAUGUGGUUGUGGAUUCAAACAUUUUUGGGAAGGUAAAGAGUAUGACAAUCUUCCAGAAGCUUUUCCUAUCACUUUGGAGUGGGGAGGAAGAGUAGUCAGAGAAACAGUAUAUUGGUUUCAGUAUGAAAGCGAUCCAUCUUUGAAUAGUAAUGUUUAUGAUGUUGCAAUGAAACUUGUUACCAAGCACUUUCCAGGUGAAUUUGGGAGUGAGAUCCUAGUUCAGAAAGUUGUCCACACUAUAUUGCAUCAGACUGCAAAAAAAAAUCCGGACGAUUACACUCCUGUAAAUAUAGAUGGUGCUCAUGCUCAGAGAGUUGGAGAUGUGCAAGGACAAGAAUUGGAGUCGCAGCUACCAACUAAAAUUAUUCUUACUGGACAGAAAACAAAAACUUUGCAUAAGGAAGAAUUAAACAUGAGUAAAACUGAAAGAACUAUUCAACAGAACAUCACAGAACAAGCUUCUGUGAUGCAGAAACGGAAAACAGAGAAAUUAAAACAAGAGCAAAAGGGGCAGCCCAGAACUGUUUCUCCAAGUACUAUUCGUGAUGGGCCAUCAUCUGCACCUGCCACCCCCACCAAGGCUCCCUACUCACCUACCACUUCUAAGGAGAAGAAGAUUCGAAUAACAACUAACGAUGGACGGCAGUCUAUGGUUACCCUUAAGCCUUCAACAACCUUUUUUGAGCUUCAGGAAAGUAUAGCCAGAGAGUUCAACAUUCCUCCAUAUUUACAGUGUAUUCGAUAUGGCUUUCCUCCUAAAGAGUUAAUGCCACCCCAGGCAGGGAUGGAAAAGGAGCCAGUUCCUUUACAGCACGGUGACAGAAUUACAAUAGAGAUCUUAAAAGGAAGAGCAGAAGGUGGUCCAUCCACUGCUGCACACUCAGCCCACACUGUGAAACAAGAAGAGAUUGCUGUUACUGGUAAACUGUCAUCUAAGGAACUUCAGGAGCAAGCUGACAAAGAAAUGUACUCCUUGUGUCUUUUAGCUACAUUAAUGGGAGAAGACGUGUGGUCUUAUGCAAAGGGACUUCCUCACAUGUUCCAGCAGGGUGGUGUAUUCUACAAUAUUAUGAAGAAAACUAUGGGCAUGGCUGAUGGCAAACAUUGUACUUUUCCACAUCUACCUGGCAAAACCUUUGUUUAUAAUGCUUCUGAAGAUAGACUGGAGUUGUGUGUCGAUGCUGCAGGACAUUUCCCCAUUGGUCCUGAUGUUGAAGAUUUAGUUAAAGAGGCUGUAAGUCAGGUGCGAGCAGAGGCUACUACAAGAAGUAGGGAAUCAAGCCCUUCACAUGGGUUAUUAAAACUAGGUAGUGGUGGAGUAGUGAAAAAGAAAUCUGAGCAACUUCACAAUGUAACUGCCUUUCAGGGGAAGGGCCAUUCUCUAGGAACUGCAUCUAGUCACCCGCACAUUGAUCCCAGAGCUAGGGAAACUCUGGCUGUGAGAAAGCAUAAUACAGGGACAGAUUUUAGUAAUAGUUCCAUUAAAACAGAGCCUCCCGUGUUCACAGCUGCUUCUAGUAAUAGUGAGCUUAUUCGAAUAGCUCCUGGAGUAGUAACAAUGAGAGACGGUAGGCAGAUUGAUCCUGAUGUGGUUGAGGCCCAGCGGAAAAAAUUGCAGGAAAUGGUUUCUUCUAUUCAGGCUUCAAUGGACAAGCACUUGCGGGAUCAAAGUGCAGAGCAAGCACCAUCUGAUCUUUCCCAAAGAAAAGUCGAAGUUGUGAGUUCUGUGAGGCCUGUGAAUCUUCAGACUGGCUUGCCUGAACCGUUUUCUUUAACUGGUGGCACUGAGAAUUUGAAUACUGAAACAACUGAUAGUCAUGUAGCAGAUGUACUGGGAGCAGCAUUUGCCACAAGGUCAAAAGCACAAAAAGAAAAUUCCAUGGAGGAACCUGAAGAGAUGGAUAGUCAAGAUGCUGAGACGACUAACACAACUGAGCCGAUGGAUCACUCGUGAUUUAAUUUAGAGGCUAAUAAAGGCAGAAUGUUUAUUGUGAAUAUGUAAUAUUUGUUGGCUGGGCCACAUAACUUGAGUAGUCAUUAAAAAUCUUGUACGUAUAUAAUUCAAAGAUUAUAUCUUGUUAUUCAGUGCAUGAUAGCAAGUGUGUGAUUGGCAAUAGCUUUUAAUAUACUGCUGCCCAGGCUGGCUCUGAAUUCUUGUAAAUUAGUUUAGAUCUUUUGAAAGGGUUUCUUCCAGAUAUGUGGUUCAUUGGAAGUUCUUUGUCAUUUUUAAUUCCAUGAAAGUCUUAAUUUCCAGACAUGAAAAUUCUCUUGUUAAAUGUUUGGUUUCUGCACAGGCCAGAAUUGAAGAGGAAAUGACAGUUUGUACACAUUGUUUUCAAGGUAGCCGUCCUACAUUUCAUGAGAAUGUUGAUUUCAAGUUUACCUGAACUAAAUGUAUCUUAAAAUACAUAAAACACUUUAUUAGAUUACUUAUAAUAUUAUAGAGACAGCUAUUGUUGGCAAAAAUAUCUUGACAGAAGAGAGUAGUGAUACAACAUUUUCCUGAUUUGAGCAAACUUGGGAAGAAAUAUCUACCCUAGUAUGAUAAAAUCAGUGUGAUUCAGUUAGUUGGUCUGAGAUAUGGCCAGUUGUGUGCUCUUGUUGAUAAUAUGUUGCCAGUAUUUUUUAAAUCUUGGCCUUGUCAAGUUCCACCUAUUAUUUUUAAAAUCUUACAUAAAAGAGAAUGGCAUUUUGUUUUAGAAUAUUUAAAAAUAAUGGUAGCAGUAGUUAAUUUCUAAUUUUCAGAGUAUGUCAGAGUCACAAAGAGUUUAUCUGUAUGAAUGGUUCUAUAGUUUUGACACAGUGGUGUGUAAGCCUGUAUAUGCUAAAUGUCUCUAAGCCCCUAUGAACCAAAAAUGUUUUCCUUUUUUCUUAGUGUCCUUAAGAUUUUCUUUUUGUCAGCUUCACUUGAGUUUGGAUGCAUAGUUUACUCCAGUAGACCAUUAGCAUUUGCUUAUAUUGCUUUCAUGCUUAUGUAGUAAAAACAAUGCAUAUUCCUGAGAUUGGUACUGCUCUUGUAUUCUGUUCUGUAGAUUUGUAUUUGUAAAUGUGUUUUCAGUCCAUCUUCCUUUGUUUACUGAAAUUAAGUUGAAUUUGAAUGAACGAAUGACAAAUGUAUGUUAAUAUAAUCUCUUAGAGCAUUCAAAGCCCGGCUAUCUCUGUUUGCACAUGUAACAGAUGCAGAACUGUUUGCAAUUCUACAAAAUUGUAUGUCAGAAAAUACAUUAUCAGGUGUUUAAAAAAAUCUCUUCCUGUUCAUUCGAAAAGAAUGUUGUACUUGAACUUUUUCUAGAUAAGGGAGGUUUUUUGUUUUUUUCUGUGAUAGUAUCUUUAAGUGAGUCUACAUACUGAAAGUCCACUUUGUUGAAUGUGGAAGGAAGGGAGAAUCUAGAUGUUUUUAAAGUGGAGCUGAGUUUAAGAUAAUGUACACCACCACACACACCUGGGUUAGUGUUUAUCACAUCAUACUUUGAAAUAUUUUAUCUCAUUCAUUUAUAUUAAAGUUCCAGGAAAAUAUAUAACUUUCAUAUACUAAUUUUGCAUGAAGUAAGAUAGCCAAAUUCUUAACAAUUAGCUGUGCUUUAAUGCCCCCCCAACCCCUCCACUAACCACUAUUAUUUUGGCUUAGUCAGCCACUGAGAUACUCUUCUCAAUUUUUUUUCCUGGUUUAAGUACACAAAAACUGCUCAAUAAGCAGAAAAUGUACUGUGUCAAAUAAAUUAUAUAAUCACCCUGCUUUAACAGAUGCUCUUCUGUGGCUUGGUAUUUUAAGUUAAUAACUGGCAGGAUCUCAAAGUAGGAGUAUCAGAAACAAGUUUUGUUUUUUCCAGACAUGGUCUUACUACUAUGUAGCCUUGGCUGGCCUGGAGCCCACUCUAUAGACCAGGCUGGCCUUAAAAAGAGAUCUGCCUGCCUCCGUCUCCCAAGUGUUGGGACUAGAAGGCAUACUAUACCAUGCCUGGCUAGAGACUAAUUUUAUCUCUCUAUUAAAUACUUGAAUUUCGUGUAAAUUAUGCACAUGUGAAUGUUAGAAGAUGGACUUAAUCUCUGACAAUACUUCAUUGUCUCUAGUGACCGUAGUGGUAUUUAGGGUUAGAAACUUAAUUGGGUAUAAAGAAAAGUUUGGGUUCUCCCUUGAUAGAAAAUACAGACAAACAACCAAACAAAAAACAGGUUUGAGAAUUCAUCAGAAUUCUUGAACAUAUUUCAAAUCAGUUGAAUGAGAUUAUUAGUGGUUUGGGGUAAAUUUUGAGAGAGUUUGUUUUAAACAUUAUUUGUGUAUUUUAUGUGAGUGUAGAUGCAUUUUUACCAUUGUGAUACCACUGUGCUAUGUCAGGGCAGCACAAUAGCUUGUGAUCUCAAGUAAAAAUGGUUUUUUAGCCCUAGAAGUAACAUAACUGUAACUUAAAGCUAUUCAGUUCUAUUUGCAGUGUUCACUGAAUACUGAAGUAAUACUGUAAAUAUUUUUCUUCAGUAAUCCAUUUUGUAACCAUACCAAGUUUGAGUUGAUGACCCGAAGUCCAGGCAGUUAAAGGUAGUGUAUGUCCAGAAGGCUGGUAAUGAACAAUUGCUCAAGUUGAAGGAAACAAGACACUGCCAAGUAUUAUGAGUAGUAUACAAUUAGCUCCAAGGGAAUGGUCACUCAGAAACUAAAGAACAAGCCUAUCUAGCCAUUUCAUCUUCCACCCCUUAAACUAUGUUUCAGGUGUUUAUUGGAAAUAAUUAGGAAAGAGACCUGAGAAAUUUAGCAAAUGCUAGUAUUUGAAAUGCUUUAUACCUUCCUAUAGUCUUUAGUUUGGUUUUUACAAUUAAGCUUUACUGCUUGCAGUUGAGAUAGCAUUCUGGAAUGUACUUGUGAGACUAGCCACAGGUCUUACAGAUCUUUAUUGCCAUUAUUUUAAGGAUCAUAUUCAUUGGAUAUUAACACUGUCUUAAAUAGGGUCUCUUACCUCAGGGAAGAUAAUUUGCUAGCAACUCCUAUAUUAUUAUUGACAGGUUUUGGAGAACUACUUUGACAUAUCACAUGUUAGCUACCAAAUGCAAAAACAAGUAUUAUGUAGUUACCUGCUGUCUGCUACUGAACAUUUCUCUAGAUAUUUAGGGCCCUAUUAUUAAGUAACAUUUAAAUACGAAAUAAACUUCUAAGUUCUGUCAUUAGAUACUUCAUGUUUUCACUAUAGUGAUACUAUAUUUUUUUAAAUUUCAGAACAUUAAUAUAGUUUUGUCCUCAUUUUUCAAGUCAAUUUAAUUUGCCCAAACUUAAAUACUCAAAUACAAACAAAUCUUGAGAAUUUUAUUUUUCUUGCUUCCCCUCCCACCACCCUUGAUCUCAAAGCAAGAUUUUUAUAAGAUUCUUAUAAAAUCAGAGCCCUUGCAAAAUUGGUUUAAAUUCCUCUCAUUUUAAACUUAGAUUCAAAGUUACUUUUUUAUAACAUAAAUAGAUGCAUAUUCUAGGUUGGCUAGAUGUUCAACUUUCCAAGACUAUAACAAAAUUGUACAACAUAGAGGCUCUUCACAGUUAGAUUUUUUUUUUUUUUCAAACAAGAACAGCUCAUGAAAAUAGGCCAUGGUAGUAAAAUGUGUAUUUAAGUAACGAAGGGGAGAUAAAUCACUAAUGUCACAGAGUUAAUUGCAAGUUCUGCCAUUCUUUGAGAUGCCAAGUGUUUCAAUUCAUAUUUAAUGAUACUCAAAUCGUGGAAAUUUUAACGUUUGUUCCAAAGUAGCAGAAACUGUAAAAAAAAAAAAAAUUGUGAAUUAUUGAAGAAAAUACCAUUACUUGUAUACCUGACAUUUAAAGUUUUUAAUUAUGGAGUUGACAUGUUUUUGUAGUAUAAUAAUACAAUGACUAUUCUCUUGUAAAAGAAAAGGAAAAACUAGUAAAGAAAAAGUUUUAGUUGAUGUUAUUUGCUUGUAUCAAUUACUAGUAUUUUAAAAUUUAAGGUAUUGCAUACUUUACGCUAGAAUGCAGAAAUCCCUCCUGGAGCCUUUAUGCCUGUUGUAGAGCAAUAAAGGACUGAAAAGCUUAUCAAUAUUUUCAGGUUUGUUUGACUGAGUAUUAGUGCUAAGAAUUGAAGAGUCUCCUUUUUUGGAGGGAAAUGCUACUUAGAUUAAAACAAAGCCAUAAUAGUAUAAAUAUUUAGACAAAAAACUAACAAGUACUUUAACUUGGCAGUGAAGUAGUAUAGAUGCUAUUAUCUGUAAGGCACAAGCUGUUAGACAUUACUUUCUGGUUUCAUGGUUGUUUAGUAUAUAUUAAAAUUGAGAAUAAAUAAUUGGUAGCAGUAUAACAGUAUAGUGUUUUUGAGCACACAUCACUGUACAGUAUUUGAAAUUUUGUAUUAAUAGAAAACUAAAUAAUAUAUUCCCCCUCAACUUCACAUUGGCUUUUUAAAAAGUAAUGUUCUUUAGUUUCCUCUAAUUAGAGUUUAAUACCAUAAUGCAUGAACAAAUAGUUCAGUUUUAUAAUAACAUUUUUAGCAUAAUAAAGUUGUUUUUAAAACUUAUGGCCAGGCAGUGGUGGCACACGCCUUUUAUUCCAGCACUUGGGAGGCAGAGACGUGCGGAUUUCUUAGUUCGAGACCAGCCUCGUCUACAGAGUGAGUACCAGGACAGCCAGGGCUGUACAGAGAAACCCUGUCUCGAAAAAGGAGGAAAAAAAUCAAAAACAAACAAAAACGAAAAACAACAACAAAAAAAUGCCCAUACAUAUGAAUUACCCAGGAACUGUAAUUUCUUUCCUUAAUGCAGGUUUUAAUAUUAGAUGAAAUGAAUCCAAUUAUAAAAAAAAAUAUGCAAAAUUUCUCUAGAAAUUUUGGGUCAUGUAAUGCUUACUAAAUAUUUCAAAAUGAGAUAUGUUCUAAUUGAGAAUUUAUUUUUGAAAAGAGUACUUGUUAUGAUGAGGAUAUGAAGGGAAAAUAUAGAAAACAGCAGUAAAGUCCUCAUAGCUCACCACUCAACUGUCCACUUUGAUUUAUUUUUAAGCCUUAGUUUAUUUAUUUAAUAUCUAUUGGAUCACAGUAUUGGAUCAGUGGUUAGAACUGCCCUAGACUCCAGACUCGGGUCCAAGUCAAGCAUACAACCUACUGUGUAACCUCUGUAUCACUCCCAAGAAGGAUGAUAAUGGCAUUUAUCAAUAGAGCUGGGAGGAUUGAUGAGUUAUUACCUGAACAUUAAAACCAUGUCUGGUACAGUGUACCUUCAAAUACUUUCUGUGGUUAGUAUGCUUUUAAGUUGUGGUAAGAGUUCACCUGCCACUGACAUGCAGUACAGCCUUACAUGUAGGCCAUGUGUGUUAUACUCUUAAAUCUAAAACUUGUUGAAUGUGUAUAGUAUGUUACCAACGAGUAGAAACUGGAUAUUUUUACAUCCAAAUAUUUCUAUGAGGGCUUAAUCUCACGAACUACCAAGAACCUGGAGAGUUGGCCUUCUGUGCUUUGUGAUUGAGAUGUGCUAUGGAGCCUUUAAAGGCCCAUAAAGCUGCUGUAACCUUGAGGUUUGCAGUUGUACCUCUGUUCUGUUGACCAUAGGUACAAUGCUGAGAGUAGUGCUGAAGCAACAGGCACUGUGAACUCAGAAUGCUGAGACUACAGUCACAAACUUGAGCUUGAGGUCUUCUGUGUGUGUGCAUGCCAUUGUCCAUAUACCAUCAAGAUAGAGCUCUCAAAACUUCAGUCAAUAAAGAAGAUAAACAUUCCACUUAAGAUAGUUCAUUACUGGUUUUAGUUUUAUUGACUGGCUGUCAUACCCCAGUAAGUAAAAUAAGGCUGAAUAAUUGAUUGUUUCUAAUAAUUAAAAAUGUACAGAGAAAAGUUGAA